Messenger RNA from Coccidioides immitis RS, 3171 nucleotides. Its product is annotated as glycosyl hydrolase family 76 protein. The record is from RefSeq and is a predicted model, not a curated record. The coding region runs from base 467 to 1846 and encodes 459 amino acids. Gene Ontology annotation, molecular function: mannan endo-1,6-alpha-mannosidase activity. The transcript has 3 exons. Gene Ontology annotation, biological process: carbohydrate catabolic process; fungal-type cell wall biogenesis. NCBI's taxonomy places the organism in Eukaryota, Fungi, Ascomycota, Eurotiomycetes, Onygenales, Onygenaceae.
GUCAACUCCUGGAUGCCGUGAGAAUCGCAGCCUGCUCUCCUCUCUCGCUAUUCACUCGUUUAGUUUGCUCCGUCGGUUUUCUCCUCUCGAGUCCGUUUCCACCGUCUCCGGCCCCCUCACUCCCAAUCCCCCCCUGAUCGCCUUGUUUCCCCACAACUUUUCAACAGGUUUUGAAGACAGAUCACGGCGAAUUAUCACUGCUUCUCUGAUUUUCGACCGUAUGCCCUUCUAGAUCCUCGCUCGCUUUUCCCGGAGACCUCCUUUGUCCUCCAUUCCGCCGCCCUCCGGGCGUCCAUUCGAUCUUAAAUACGAACGACGAUCGUGUUCCCUAUAACUACUCCUCGCCCCGUUACUCACAGUACAUGGUUGGAAAAAUUGAAGACGACGCAAGAUCUUGAACGUUCGGAUACUGACUCGCCCUGGUGGCCUUCAACCGUGCCAACGCACCUUACACGCAGCCGCGAGGAUGAUACUACCUUCGCUUUUCUCCAAUCAGCCAGGCCCAUCAUGUUCGGCGCUUUUCUUAACGGUGUUAUUGGGAGUCCAAGCGGUUCAUGCGGCCAUUCCGCUGGACCUUGGCAGCCCAGGCUCGAUUAAGAGUGCAGCAAAGCAGAUUGCGGGCGGAAUGGUAAAAUACUAUACUGGAUACAAACCAGGCGACGUUCCCGGCAACUUGCCCGAUCCCUACUACUGGUGGGAGGCUGGAGCUAUGUUCAGUGCCUUGAUUGAUUACUGGUACUAUACGGGCGAUGAUCAGUAUAACGAUAUCACAACCCAAGCUAUGCUUCACCAAGUUGGGAAGGAAAACAACUAUAUGCCUCUUAAUCAAACCUCGACGCUCGGAAAUGACGACCAGGCAUUUUGGGGCAUGGCCGCCAUGAGUGCCGCCGAGAACAAAUUCCCCAACCCUCCGGAUGACAAACCACAGUGGCUCGAGCUCGCCCAGGCUGUCCUGCAUUCUCAGGUGCCCCGUUGGGACGACGAGACCUGCGGAGGUGGCUUAAGAUGGCAGAUUUUUUCGUUUAACAAGGGUUAUAACUACAAAAACUCUAUCUCCAACGGCUGUUUCAUCAAUCUGGCCGCGCGGCUCGCACUAUACACCAAGAACGAAACUUAUGUCGAAUUAGCAGAGAAGCAUUGGGACUGGAUGACUGCUAUCGGACUGAUCAGCCCUACUUCCCAGGUGUUUGACGGGUCGGACGUGGUCAAGAAUUGUUCUGAGCUCUCCCACAUCCAAUGGACCUACAAUAACGGUGUCCUAAUGGGAGGAGCCGCCGCGUUGUAUAAUUUUACGAAGGGAGCUGAUAUUUGGGAAAAACGACUUAAUGGUCUCAUCGAUGCAGCUGGCAUUUUCUUCUCCAAGGAUCCACCAGAUGUUAUGACCGAAGUGGCUUGCGAGGGCAACGGAAAGUGUAACAUCGACCAACGGUCUUUCAAAGCCUACCUUUCCCGAUGGAUGGCAAUGACGAUCAAGCUCGCGCCGUAUACGCGUGACAGACUGCUACCGAAGCUGCAAGCAUCCGCCACAGCAGCGGCAUUGCAAUGUAGUGGCCCUGACAACGCGUGUGGUCUGCGCUGGACCAAGGGUGAGGCUUACGAUGGCUCUACCGGCGUUGGAGAGCAGAUGGCCGCGUUGGAGAUCAUCCAGUCGAACCUCAUCGACCUUGUUGCAGGCCCGGCAGACAAUUCCACGGGUAUCAGCAGAGGAAACCCGUCCGCUGGCACUGGAAGCGACCCCACGUUCGAGCUUAGUGAUAUCACCACCGGCGAUAGAGUUGGUGCUGGAUUCCUGACAAGCGUGGUCCUCAUCGGCAUUCUUGGUGGGGCGUGGUGGAUGGUAUCUUAGAAAGUUAAUAUUUUGCUGUGAAUAUGUAACGAACAUGUUGCCUACCUUCUUUUUUUUUUUUCUCCCUGUGGCGCAUCGUAUUGUCAUUGUUGCCUGUGCUUAUGCUGCUUUUUACAAGGUAUAUUUUGGGAAACGGGGCUGGGGUUUUGUGGGAUCUGAUAUUUCUCUUUCUCUUUUUUUUUUCGUCCUCGCAAGUCUGCCGAGUAUAUGGGAUUAAAUAUAUCCACUUAAUGCCUUUUUUUUCCUUUUUUUUUUUUUUUUUUUUUUCUGGCAUUCGUGUGUUCUCAGUGCUGAUGUUUCUGUCCUGUAUAUGUAUUGGCUCUUGUCCACCUCCCUGGACGCUGCUCUUUACCAAUGGUGUAAUCAAGGCGUAUGGCGAGUAGAGUGUUUACGCAACUUUUGAGUUGAUUUCCAGCUUAUAAAGAGUAUCACGCCCGUUUCCUCCCCUCCCCCCCCCUCCCGGGGCCCUCUGGUAUUGUAAGUAAGCAAGCUGCCAAACAUAUCGUACACACACAUUCACAUACAUUCCAACACUAAAUCUUUUGUCAAUGGCUUGUGGAGUAGAAUUGUUCUCCACCUCUCUUGUUAUGCUUAUUUCAAAAUACGCCAGACGCCCCGUCCAAUGGCUUUCUUUUCCUUUCUUUUUGGUUUGAUUGUUCAGAAACACACCCAAGGCGUGGAGCGCCAAGCGGCAUGUGGUAAUAUACAAGUUCGCGCUUCAUUCAUAUCCCGAUUCUAACUCUACCAACUCUUAGCGCACAAAUGGGUGGGGAGAGAGCGUUUAUUUAAAUCCCCCUUUGAGUCAUACGAUCAUACCCCUUUCGGCGUAUAUAGAGGAGGGAGGAGCCCCGGGGGGGGGGUUCUAAAAUUAUCCGACGGUAAAAGGUGUUUUGCGCGGAGCGAGCCCUCUUUUUAUUAUUAUUGCGUUGGCUUGUCCGUGGGAGUUUCGGCGGCUGCUUUCUUCGCGGCAAGGGCAGCCUCUCGUUGCUGUUUCUUCUGGAGCUCUUCGGCUUCUUUGGCGACGACCCAGACUGGGACAAAGGGAGAAUAUUCGUUAGUUUGGGGGGUAUUUAACUUUUUUUUUUUUAAAAAAAAAGACGAAUGUAAGAGCUUUUAUUUUCUUUGGGACAUACUGGGCUUGUCGGACUUGGAGUAUUCUUUCAGCUUGGUGACGAAUUCGUCGAACUCUUGCUGUCUCUUGUCGCGGUUUGCGAGGUUACGUUUUUGAAGCUCGGGGUUGAAUCUCUGCGUGGUUAAUAGGGUAAGAUUAGCGCGCGUCCAGGCCUAUUCCUUUUUCAUUUUCAUUUUUUUUCAUUUUUCUUUUU